This is a messenger RNA of Penicillium odoratum, 5892 nucleotides long. Its product is annotated as proteasome activator BLM10. Gene Ontology annotation, molecular function: proteasome binding; peptidase activator activity. The record is from RefSeq and is a predicted model, not a curated record. Gene Ontology annotation, cellular component: nucleus; cytosol. Bases 1 to 5892 code for a protein of 1963 amino acids. The transcript is spliced from 3 exons. Gene Ontology annotation, biological process: proteasomal ubiquitin-independent protein catabolic process. NCBI's taxonomy places the organism in Eukaryota, Fungi, Ascomycota, Eurotiomycetes, Eurotiales, Aspergillaceae.
AUGGACGCCGCAGCCCCCAAGGCGAUUCUGACAUCUGACAAUUUCCCCCAUGCACAAGAGAUCUCGCGGGCCACCUCGCCAGGUGGUGAGCCCGCCGCGGUCAAUGGCGAAGGCGAGCCAAAAGCUCGCGUCCGACCGCGCACCUACCCAUACUUCUCAUAUCUACCAUACCAGCUUGAAGAUGAGACAGAGCGCAAUCGAGCCUUUCGAGAGAUUCUGAGCCAUCUUUAUAUCUCAGUGGAGGCUGGGGACUUCAGCCCCGGAGCUGUGCAUUGGACACGCGAGCUCAGAGGAUGGCUAUCGCUCAAGUUUGAUCCGACCCGGAAUGAAAGGAUCAGUCUUGUGAAGCUGUAUUAUGAACUCGCCUUGGCUCCGGGCAUUGACCCCAAUGUAGCGGAGCGAUUUUCGAGCAUGUUCAUGCUUCUCACCAAGCGCAAGCACUAUUUGAGACCAGUCAAGGACCUAGUCUUGGACUGGAGACCUCUUUACAAGGAGCUGAAGGCUUUUGUCCUCCCCACCGAGUCCGGUCUCGUUCACUCGACCAACCUUAAGCGCAAUAUCAAGACAUUGACCAAGCUUUGCGCAUUUGCUCAGCUAUUCAUCGACCCUUGCGAGCUGCCAGCGAUGCUUGAGGAGUUCCUCCCUCAUUAUACCACCUCUUUCUCAGAAGGUGCUUUCGUGGUAGCUGGUUUGAUCAAUCUGAUGCUUCCUACAUCACCCCCUCCAGCUGAACGCAGCGAUCUAAUCCCUCAGAACUACUUACCGACACAUUUUCAUCUAUGGUCUCUUGUUGGUCGAUCAAAGACCUUCGACACGACAUACCUCGACUACCUCUCGCGGUUGGCAAGGGAUUCGCUUCCAGCCGGUCACAUCCCAUUCUCAGAGCAUGGUAUCUUCACAAAGGAACAAUCCGCUCUCAUCUUCACCGCAGUUCUGCGACUACUGGAGAUCCCCGUAGGACAAUCUACUUCGCCGUACAGCGCUCUGGUAGAUAUCUCGUCUGGCUUGGGUAUCAUGCUUGAUCGCGAUACACGCAAGCAUCCUGUCGCUCACCAUAUUGCCCGAUGGGUAGUUUUGUCUCUUUCACCUGCGUGCCUAGAGUCAGAGGACUCGAUUCUUAGCCAGCUUGAGGGUCUCAUUCAAGCAGUUGAGACAUUCUUCCACCCUUCAAACUCGGGCAGCUGGACGAGAACCCUGUCGCAACUAGUUUACUAUCUCACCGAUUUCUUCGUGAUGCGAUGGAAUCGUGAGCAGAGUGGGGAAAUGGAUAUUCCGCCAGAACGAAGACUCACUGAGCCUCUGAAGCGUCGCUUUGUGCUGUGUUUGAGGGAUGCAAUCUUCAUGGGUAUCUACGCCAAAAGUAGCACUGCCAUGACCUUCUCCCUUUCUACCCUUCAAGGUCUUGCGUACCUGGAGCCACACCUCAUACUUCCUGGUGCUUUGCAGAGAAUUUACCCAUCUUUGCAAGGCCUGGUGGAGGUUCAUCGAACCACAUCUUCCCUCCGCGCGAUGCAAGUAUUGUCUCGCGUCAUUACGCGGACCAAAGGCUAUCGCUGCCACAUGACGACCCUGCUAGGCCUUGCUUUGCCUGGCGUUGAUGCUAAUGAUCUUGAAAAGUCACUGCAUGCCCUUUCUUUCAUACAAACGGCAUGUUAUAACAUUCCGAUGGUUGACAUGACGAAGGGGAGAGAAGAUGUCAAUUGCAAUAUGCUCGCAGUGCAAUGGAUUACCGGAGAGAUGGAGAGAAUGGAGGAAGAAGGUUCCGAAGUGCAGUUGAAUUAUGACACUGAGCUAGACGAUCAGACUGAGGAAAUGAUUCUUCGCUCUUCGACGUGUGGCUUCGGCGACUUCACCAUUUCAUUCCUAGGACGGGUCUUCACCCUUCUAGAGAAUCUCCCAGAUGUUACAAGAGUGCGUAACGGGUCGCCGGAGGAGAAUAUUGUCAACACCCUUCCUGCCACUUUUAUGCCUCUCCUCGCCUCUCUAUCCCCAGAGUAUUAUGAUAUCGCACUGGGAAAGAUUGUCGAUUUCGUAUCCAAUCAUGUGAUUCAUCAGGCGCGAGAUGCCAUGGCCUUCAUUUGCAAUGCACUAUGCAAGGUCAAUCCUCAAAAGGCUCUCAAGCGUUUUAUUCCUGUCCUGAUUCAGGGGAUUCGUACCGAAAUUGAGGAGAACGGGGCUGGUUCGACCAGAACAACCGGCACCGAUGUUCUUCCUCGUGAUCGCGGGUUGGUUUGGAACGUCAGUAUGUUAAGUAUGUGCGUGGUCCAUGUCGGUGAAGCAGUUCUUGCCCAUCGGCAAGAGCUUUUCGAUAUUGCAGUCUAUAUGCAAAAGAUGUGCCGCGGUAUCCCGACCGUGCACAUCUCGAAUUACAUCCACCACCUCUUACUCAACCUGACCGGGACCUACACUCGAGAUUACAGCAUGUAUGAGCCGGCUGAUGUUGAGGAUGGCAUCCAGCCUAAGCACUGGAGUUACAGACUUGAUGUGAACAAACUUACCAUUCAGUGGCAUGUGCCCAAGCGAGAGGAGUUGGAAUUCGCUGUUGAUAUUUUUAAGAAUCAGGCUGAAACCGCUCUGCGGCAUCUGUCCGGCCUCACAAACGAGACCUCUAGCAUCAAACGUGACGGCAGUGGUAAGGAAUGGUCUGAUGAAGUCACUCGUAACCUUGUUCUUUUACGCCUGCUUCUUUCCGGAAUCUCGGUACUAUUCGAUCCCAAAGCCGCCUCAAAGUCCUCACCGGAGUUCUCCAAUGGCGCGUCUGUCAGCUCUAGUGAGUUCGAAAUGGUUGAUGACUCGGUCGCAAACGGUGCAAGCGAGGAAGAGGCCUUCCUUGACAGCUCCGAUGAGGCAUUGGUCAAGGAAGGUUUCUCAUAUCCGACUGGAUAUCCGCUUCAGGAGGGAGACGAUCUUUACGAUACAAUUCACGAGAUUCGCGAACGAUCUGGUUGGGUUCUGCACCUGGUACACCGAUUCCUGUGUGACAAGCAAGAAGACGAUGUGCCAUGUUUCGGGGCACUCUACUCGGCCUUCCGCUCCUGGUUCGUCGACGUGGGUAUUGAGAGAUCCGCGCAUGUACUUGACCGUGUAACACGACUUUUGGCAGCAGACAUUCAUCCUUACAAGAUGAGUGGUAUCAGGAAAGACUACCCCAGGGCACUUCUUGUGCGCAGAGCCAACGUUUACCAUCUGCAACGUUUGCGACACAACGCCGCCCCCCGAUCACGAUCCAAGCUUGAUGAACUUCUUCUUUUCGACAUUGCUGAGUCUUGCGUUUCUCUCUACACCGAGACGCGCCGUAAUGCCCAAAAUGCUGGCGAGUCGGCUCUUAAAUCCGUCUGGGGGGCACGCUCCCUGGUCAUCCCUCCUCUUCUCAAAGCUCUGCAGACCGGUGUCAAGGAGAACGACCACGCGCGUAUCAAGGGAGCCUUGUUUUCCCUGUUACUCAGUAGCGUUGCAAAGACAGCUGGACGAAACUGGAAGUAUACACCGGCUUUAAUCCGGACAUUCCUUGACGCUAGCGCGGUUGAUAAGCCAUCUGUCCAAAAGAUCUGUUCAAGCGCUGUGUUCCAGAUCAUGGAUUACGGCCGAUCUAUGGAGCGCAUGGCUAUCUUGGACCAGGAGAUUGUAGAGGCGAUUGCUCCCAGUGGAGAUGUGACCGCCGAGAUCGAGCAAAAGCGGGUUUCCAUUAACAAAAAGCGGGCAACCAUCGAGAAGAAGAAAGCUGAGCUAGCAGAAGAAUUGGUCAACCUGGCUCGAAUCUCCCAUUGGAAGAUUGCCAGCCGUGCGGCAACUAUUGUCAUCACCAUGGGUCUGCGGUUCGAUUACAUUGCCAGCGGCAAUCUGAUCGAGCUGGUAACUCUUGGAUCUAUUGAUGAUCACCCAGGUCUCCGUGGAAUGUACUCGCAGGCACUCAUUGCGCUUUUCACCAUGAUUGAUGUUCGCGCCAUUUGCAGCCAUGAGUACAAGAACUACAUCCUAGGUCACCAGCGCUUCCCUGCAAAGAUCAAAGUAGCAACUCGUCCUUAUGAAAAGGAUUGGACCAAGGAUUAUUUGGUUAGCUUUGCCAAGCCCGAGGCUGAGUACUAUGUUGAUCACGACUUCCCGGGUUGGCUUAUUUGGGGCAAGACCAUGCCUGCCUACAAGUCCAACUUGGAUCGAGACAUCGAGUAUGAUGAAGUUGAGUGGAACGUACGAACCCAAAUGGGUAAACUGUUCACACGUGAUUGGUUCUCCAAGUAUUUUAUGUACUUGAAACAGGAGCCCAGAGACCCUUCUGCCGACAAGUUCCGAAUGUCUUCUGCCAUGAUGCUUCUCUACGCUUUCGAGCUGAUGCUCCGAGACGGUCUUACAGCAGCAUCCUUCAAGGACAUUCAAGAGGAGAUCCAAGAUGUUUUUGAGGACGGUAGUGAUAAGCACCAGCACCGCGCUACUGCGGAGAUUCUUGGAGCCUUGAUUAGUUCUGUCACAGACACCAGCGUGGAAAGACGCACUUUAGUUUGGGAGUACGCUUUCCCCAUUGUGAGAAAGAUUUUCACCGAUGGUCUCACUCCUGAAAAUUCGGGAUAUUGGACUACAUUCCUCCACAUGAUUCUCCAAUGCCGUGAUCCCCGCCGAGCCUGGCCUAUGGUUGAUUGGUUAGCGAGCUUCCGCUUGGAUAUGACCACUAAUGCGGCGUUCAAGGAGAGCUCCAAGAUCAAUCUCCUGCAUCAAUGUAUCAUUGAUGCCGGUUGGCACUUCCAACUUGACAAGCCAAUUGUUGAGAAUUUCCUGGCACAUUUAGAUCACCCUUACAAGGGUGUGCGAGAGGCCAUGGGACAAACACUAGCUACAAUUUAUCGCACCCGAUACCACGAAUCAUACCCCGACCUCCAACAUCUGUUGGAGGCUCAAAAGUCCUCUUCCUCCGUUGGCAGCUACCCAUAUGCUCCUUCUGACGAAUUCUCAACAAUGGUUCGUGGAGUGUUCGAUCAGAUUGAACAGUGGCGGCAGGCCAGAACACCUGGUCAACAGACCCCUUCUUCAUACACCUCCGGCAGCAAGACGGUGCUUCUUUGGCUGGACUCCACUCUCUCAUCGCACGAGUGUACCCAACUGGUCCCCUUCUUCCCCGAUGUGUUUACUGCCCAGCUUUUGCACAUGAUGGACGUUAAGGAAGAUCCCGAGCUACAGUCUCUUGCAUACCACGUUUUCCGUCAUCUCCCGAACAUUCCCUACCCUGCCGAAAAGGGUUCUGAGUUCAUCCAAUCUCUUAUUCGCAUUGGCCAAACCUCCCCGUCAUGGCAUCAGCGUCUGCGUGUGAUGAUUAACAUCCAGAUCAUCUACUUCCGCCGACUCUUCCUGUUGGCUGCUGCUGAUCGUGACAUGCUAUUUGAGUGCAUCGCCGCUAUGCUUGAGGACACCCAGCACGAGGUUCGCGUAGGUGCGUCGGCCACUUUGUCUGGUAUGAUCCGCUGCUCCCCGGUGUUCCUACGCGACAAGAUGGUCCACCGCUUCCAGGAGCGAUUCACCAGAGUCCUUGCCGAAAACCCACUACCAAAGAAGCCCAAAACUUUACGAUCUGGACUCUCAUCCGUGGUAGCAUCGGGUGCUGGCACACCUACCCCCGAGCACAAUCGUCUAGUAAUUGUCCGACACGGCGCCGUUUUAGGCUUGGGUGCCCUUGUACAGGCAUUCCCUUACAACAGUCCGCCCCCCCCCUGGAUGCCCGACGCCCUGACCACGCUCAGCAUUCGUGCUGCCCAUGACCCAGGCGUUGUGGGUUCAAGCGUGAAGUCAAUUAUCAGCGAUUUUAAGAAGACUAGACAAGAUACCUGGCACAUCGAUGCCAAGGCUUUCACUGCCGAUCAGCUCGAAGAUCUAUCUGGUGUUCUUUGGAAGAGCUACUUUGCGUAA